UAAUUGGUCUUCUCACUAACAUUUCGAUUUGUAGACAAAGCAGUACUAAUAAUAAUAAUAAUACAUAAUAUGGUUCGACUGGAUAGCCAAGGAAGCCUUAUUUGCGCUGGAAUAGUUUCUAUUCUAGUGGUCAUUGCCUACAAUUGUGUAAAUUCCACAUUCUUCUACAAUGUUUAUGAUCUUGGCACUCAUAUAAGUAUUCUUCAAACACUUUCUAGCAUUUUCCUUAUAGUGGGUGCCAUUAAAAGAAAGUACAAAUUGUAUGUUCCAUGGAUGAUAACCACCGUAUUUUUCAUAUAUUCUCUGGUUCUAUUGGCCUUCGACAAUAUUAGGGAUUUACCCGAUUUUGGUGCUUUUGUAAUUAUCAUAUUGUCUUUUGUUCUUAAUGGUUACUUCUGUUUUGCUUUGUAUGGUGCUCAAAAUGCAUUCGAUCAAGAACGCAAAGCGGAACCACCGUCAUAUAAUUCAUUGCAUGAUAAAUCCAAUUUUACUAAUCAUAUUUAGUGAUUGAUUAAAUUCAAUUGCCUAAAUCAUAUAAACAGAAUUGGAAAAUUAUAAAUACAUAUUUAAGUUUAAUGAUUAAAACACUUAUUAAAAAAGUA
This is a messenger RNA of Drosophila willistoni, 602 nucleotides long. RefSeq lists its product as uncharacterized. Lineage: Eukaryota; Metazoa; Arthropoda; Insecta; Diptera; Drosophilidae. The transcript is spliced from 3 exons. Bases 70 to 504 code for a protein of 144 amino acids. The record is from RefSeq and is a predicted model, not a curated record.